CUCGGAGAUGAAGAACAGGAACAUGGUUUGAGUAACAUUAGCAACACAUGUUUGAUAACGUAGUCAAGCAAAAGGCUAUAUUAUAUUAAUUCAUAUUAAUAAAUGACAGAACCGUUGCAGGGGCCGUGCCAAGUGUUCGAGCGCAUAGGGGCUCGCACCAAAGUAAAGUGACAGCUGACUUGAGUAAAGCCAAUAAAGGUCAUGUUUUCGUCCUACAAGGGCCUUCAACUGGGGGUCCGUAGCGGUACUGCAGGGGGUCCGUCAAUUAAUGUUUGAUCACCAUUUUUUGUUAAAAAAAUUAAAACAUGGGUAAAAAACCCCCACCACAAAGUCUAAUUCCAAUAUAAACACCCUGAAACAAGCAAGAACACCCUCAACACUGCAUUUUGAGUUUGCGCUCUUGAGAACGUGAAAUGGUCUGAUUUACAGCAUAUUUUUGCAGCGGUGAGAAAUAGUAGCCAAUCACACACAAGUUUGUUGAUGUCUUGAACGCAAUGUUGGCCAAUCAGGAGUGUUUAAAUUAUAAUCCACUCACCGGGUAUACUUCACUUUACGCGCCCGGACACGUCGCGCACGCAGUCGCGUCCGCGAAACUUUCAAAGUAUACUACACCACGGAUGCGCGGAUGACCACGUUCGACACAUGCGCAGUACAGUUUUUUUCUAUGCUCUACCAGACAUCGGAGGGCAGAACUGAGUCGUGUCAUCAACGGGACAUUCACUGGGCAUGAUCGGAGAAGAAAAGUACUGCAUCCUUUCCAAUAUUUUUACUUAUCUCCCUCCAUGAAUUUGCUGCCCUAAACACGUCUUUGUACUCUUUCAAGCAUGAAUUGUACAAAUGUGGGUACUUUCUAAUCUCUUCGCACAAACGCUCAUCAAGAUCACCGUCCAUUGUCAUGUUUUUCCUUUUUUUUUUCCAAGCAUGUUGUUUUUAAACCGGUCUUUUUACACUCUUCUUCGACGGCUUAACACUGUGCUCAAUACUGUGCAUAUUGCCACCUAGUGGACUCUUCUAUACUGCCUGCGUAUGUGCUGUUGUACGCGGACUGUCCGCACGGUCUCGAAAUUUGGGCUGCACGCUGGGGCUACCUGGGGCUUUACAUUCAAGCUAUUUUAAGGCAUGAAGAAUUUUUUUUUUCCACUUUUUUUCACUUAUAAGUUUUAAGGGAUAAAAAGAAUUGACUACAGGGGGACUUUAAACAAAAGAGUUGAUAACGUGUAACUCAGGCACCCUUUUUUAUACUCAUGGGUGCUCCAUGUGUGACAUCAUGAACUGCUAUCUGCCAAUGAAUACUGGCGUGUUUACUUGUGCGGCAGACACCGGUCACGCUGAUGCCAUUCGCCAUAGCAUCAACACCAAGACGCAGCGUCUCCUACCCCUUCUCAGGUAACCAAGUUGCAUACAGGUGGCAAUAAUCACUGAACUAAUCCACACAAAAAACUACAAAGGACUACAAAACAUGGCACAGAACAGGAAAUAACAUAAGCCCACACAAGACCAGGGGAACACAGGCUGGGAUCAUGACAGAAUUAUUAUUUACUGAUUCAAUCAGUCAUUAUUAUUUUACUGAUUCAAUCAUGUACUAGAGCAUGUAUGCUCUAGUACAUGAUUGAAAAACUGCACUUUAAAUCUCUUGACAAACUAAAAGACGUAAAUGGAAUUUGUAUGUUUUAGAAAUUAACUGACCAUCGUCCCAGCUGCCAGAUCAGAGAAAUGUUUUGUCUUACUGUGUUUUUAAAAAUAGGUAGAACAGAGUCUGAGGUAAAUGCACUUAUUCAAGAAUUAUUCAAGAAAGACAUUUCCACAAAAACUCACAAGGAAACAUAAACCACUGGGAUUUGCUAUACUUGAUGCUGUUAGUCAGGCACUUAUUGUGGAAAAACACACCAAGGGUUACUUUUUUUUCCACAGUCAUUUUGACACACAAACCAGCCACUGGGAUUCCAUACGUAGUUCAUGACAGAUGCUUUACAUCGAUAUUUAAAGUGUGAUGCUCUCUGAUCAUUCUCUGUACCUUCAACAACAGAGGUGAAACAAGUCUGGAGAUCUGCAGAUACAAAGACUUUAUAGAUUUCAGUAUUAUUCAGUGUUUUAUAACAGCAUUUUUGUCUUUUUUUACUUCUGAAUAUGUCUAAUUUUAAUGAUUCUAAAUCUAACAUCACUCAGAUUAUAUCACCAGCGGAUCGAGAUUUGAAAACAUUUUUGUCUGUGUCCUCAUGUGUUAUUUUCCUCUAUGUCAAUGGAGUCAUGAUCUUCACUUUGAGGAAAAAGACUGUUUUUCAGGAGGCAUCUCGCUACAUUUUGUUUGGUCACAUGCUUUGGGUCGAUACGCUCAAUCUUGUUAUGAGUGUACUGUUGUUUGUGUUGGCUAUUUGUAAGGUUUUUGUUAUGAAAAUUUUUUGCCUUAUCCUUCUUGUUGCUGCAACAGCUAUCUAUCAGGUCUCUAUAUUAAAUCUGGCUUUGAUGUCACUGGAGAGGUAUGUGGCCAUCUGCAUCCCUCUCAGACAUGCAGAAAUCACCACCUACGGAAGAACUAACAUGGCCAUUGGUGUUGUUUGGAUGUUAGGCUGGAUUAAAUCCCUGUCUGAGAUUAUUAUAUUUUGUUCCAUUGAUACAAACACAGCAAUGCAUUUGUUCUGCUCAAAAACUACUCUCUUCAGGCUACCGGUCUAUAAGCAACUUGAUAUAGGUUUCGCUUGUGUAUUUUUUGUAUCUGUGUGUUUUGUUAUUAUCUUUUCUUAUGCUUCUAUAGCAACUGUGGCUAAAACAGCCUCCUGUGAUAAAAUGUCAGCCAAAAAAGCCAACAAGACUGUUCUGUUGCAUCUAAUACAGCUGGGUCUCUGUGCUGCAUCCAUUUUAGUUGGAGUUAUUCAAGAAGUCAUUUAUGUUAAUACUGACUAUAUGACAUCAUUACAUGUAAUGUAUUUUUGCUUUGUAGUGUUUAUGAUUUUCCCCAAAUGUCUAAGUCCUCUUAUAUAUGGUCUAAGAGACCAGGCCUUUAGCACUUUAUUUAAAUACUACUUUACAUUUGGUCUCAAAAAGCAAAACAGUUGUAAUACAGAGAUGCAUUUAGAGAGAGAAAAGUAGAUACUAUAUAACUGAUGGUAAAACCUAUUUAAAUGUUAUCUAAAAGGCUUAAGUUGAUAAUGUCCUUUCUUUAUUAAGAUACAAAAAUAUAUUUCUCUACAAUUUUAAAAUAUGAACUUGUGUCUGACGAUGAGAUAUUGGAGAUGAACCACAAAAAAACUGACUGACUUGUUGAAAAUUAUUCAAGCAUGUAUUUAACAAUCACACUAAACCACACUUGUUACAAUGUUUUCCAGUGCAGUAACCACAGAUAUGGGAUGUAAAAUGUUUGUUGUCCAUUUAUACAUACUUAUACAUUAUGACAACUGCUUUUAUCACACUGUCAAUGAAUUCACAGUAGCUGAAAUGAGAUUUUAAGACUCCACUCUUUCUGUAAAUCUAUGAGAUCAGACAAAUAAAUUUGCAACUGUUAAAGCAUCUUCUAGCAUUAUGUAAUUUGUUCAUAAACAAAAAAACAUAUGAUGUGUUCGUGCAAUCUUUUACAGCUCUUCCUUUUACUUAUACAAAAUACUGUUAACUGAUUUGAUGUUUUUUUUUCUUGUCCACGUGUCUUAAUAGAGUUUAUCUAUAUACUGUUUGACAGGACUGCUCUGCUGUACCUCCUUUCCAAUGCAUCUGCAAAACCUAUUACUCUAUCAAUAAUUUUAAACUGGCCCUAUGAUUUAUUUUGAUUAAAUGCCUUUGUGGUGAUUAGGUGGACAUGCUAUACUGUGAAUUCAUCAAGACAUUUACACACACAUGCAUACUGAUAAAUGUAUUAAGGCAUUAACCUCAAUGAAUUUAAUGUGUAUGAGAAAAGAAUUUACGAUAUUCUCUUAUAAUGCACAGCUGUGAUGCAAUUUGUUGUUGUUUACCAAUUUACAGGAACUCAUCUUCUGAAUUUCUAUUGUAUAUCGUUCUUUGACUACAAAAUAUAUAGCCCUGAAGGGUAGAGACAGUCUAUGUAAAUACAUUUAUCUCACAUACAUGCAACGUUUCUACCAUGGAAUUAAAAAAUAAAAUAAAUUGUGACUUUUAUCUCACAAUUCUGAGAUUAUAAUUUGCAAGACUUGGGAAAAAUUCUGAGUUGUGAGAUAUAAACUCAUAAUUGCAAGGGAAAAAGUCAGAAUUGUUAGAUAAACAGUCACAAUUACUUUAUUAUUAUUAUUAUUAUUAUUAUUAUUAUUAUUCCAUAGUGGAAACAACCUUCCAUACUAAGGACAUGAUGUUAUUUGAUUUGCAUCAUUCAAAUUUUGUGGCAAAAAUUUAAAUAUAGAAAUGCAGAUCAGAAAAGGUACAAAGGCUGUCAUUGGGGCAGUAUCCU
Messenger RNA from Megalobrama amblycephala (Wuchang bream), 4390 nucleotides. Its product is annotated as odorant receptor 131-2-like. Gene Ontology annotation, molecular function: G protein-coupled receptor activity. The record is from RefSeq and is a predicted model, not a curated record. The transcript has a single exon. Gene Ontology annotation, cellular component: membrane. Gene Ontology annotation, biological process: G protein-coupled receptor signaling pathway. Lineage: Eukaryota; Metazoa; Chordata; Actinopteri; Cypriniformes; Xenocyprididae. Bases 2128 to 3087 code for a protein of 319 amino acids.